Molecule: messenger RNA, 1811 nt
Organism: Rhopilema esculentum
Lineage: Eukaryota; Metazoa; Cnidaria; Scyphozoa; Rhizostomeae; Rhizostomatidae
Product: UBX domain-containing protein 7
Biological process (GO): proteasome-mediated ubiquitin-dependent protein catabolic process
Cellular component (GO): nucleus
Molecular function (GO): ubiquitin binding
Source: RefSeq, a predicted model, not a curated record
UGGAUAGACCGGGUUCAGCUUGGACAGUUGGUUGGCGUGCGGGGAGGGGUGGGGGUGUUAGCGAGACUAUAAUAGAGGCUGGACUGUAGAAAAGAGGCUGGGAUGACCUACAUGAAGCACUUGGGGCAUAUUGUGGCGCGAAAGUCAAGAUGGAGGACGAAAUUGAGCAGUUUAUUGCCAUCACGGGGGCUGAUCGACAGGAUGCUGGGCGUAUUCUUGAAGCUUGCAAUGGAAACAUCGAGUUGGCGAUAGAAAUGCACUUGGACUCGGGUAUAGCCACCACAGCUGUACCAUCAAAUCUCACCGACUCAGGCCCUACAAAUCGGCCUAACGACUCGUCGGCGACACUCCCGGACGUAAUCCAGAAUACUGAGUCAGAUAGCAGCUCGUCUGUUGGAUUUGAAGGAGGAAGUGAUCAAGUCAGAGCGCCAAUACCUCAAGUAAGGGCAGUUUUGGUUGAUGAUCCAUAUCAUGCACUGCCAUUACCAAGAUCAAGAGCAAGACAAUCAAACAGAUCAGUUUUUGAUGCUUUCAGAGACUUUCAAGCUGAAGCAAGAAGGCAAGAAGAAAUACUCAAUAGUGGUAAUGAUUCACCAUUGGUAGUAGCAGAGUCACCAGGAAGCUCAAAUUCAGUCAAAACCUUGCAAGAUCUCUUUCGCCCUCCUAUUGACAUUACCUUUAAAGGUACCUUUGAAGAGGCAAAAGAAGCUGGUAAACUGCAAAGCAAAUGGUUAUUAGUAAACAUACAAGAUGUAAAAGAAUUUUCCUGUCAAACCUUGAACAGAGAUGUUUGGAGUAAUUCUUUAGUCAGAGACUUAAUUGCAGAACAUUUUAUUUUAUGGCAGGUUUAUCACGACAGUGAGGAAGGACAACGAUUUAUGAUUUAUUAUCCAGUGAAAAGAUUUCCAAACAUAUCAAUAAUUGACCCAAGAACUGGUGAAUGUCUAACAGUUUGGGAAACGUACGACAAAAUUGAUUCUCAGCUCUUUUGCGAUUUAGUUACACAGUUUUUAAUUGCGCACCCGGAUCUUAUUAGUGAAAAUGAAUUUCCUCCAGAAAAAAGACAAAAGACAGAUCCUGUCUUUGAGAAGUCAGAAGACCAACAACUAGCAGCUGCAAUUGCUGCCUCUUUGCAGGAGGACAGCCACAGUGGAAGGUCGGAAACCAUCGAGGAAAGUGAUAACGAUAAAGAUGAAGAUAUCGAGUCGUUUGAAUACAGCGACGACGAAAGCUGUUCCUCAAAACUUAAGCGUGGCGAUGAUAGAGCAUCCAUUAAUAGUGAAAUUAACCAAUGCGCGAAUAAAUUUAAAGCCAAUAGUCUUGACAAAGGUAAUCUGGAGUCGUCGCGUUGUAAUGUUGUAGAGGAAGGAGAAGAUGUUUCAAAAAUUACAGGACCCUGCACGAAACUUAUGCUUCGUCUGCCUGAAGGGAAUAGAAAACAAAUUCAAAUGUCUGCUGAUGCAACACUUAAGGAAUUACAAGACUAUAUAGCAUCUAUUGGCUUUCCAAGUAAAGAUUAUGAAAUAGUAGUGAACUUUCCACGUAGAAAUCUCACUGACAUAGACAAUUCAAGAACUUUGAAAGAGGAAAAGCUUUUUCCUCAAGAAACUAUAUUUGUCCAGGAGCGGUGAGAUGAUUGCAAUAAGCCUAGUUAAUAUCAUUCGACGUUAAAGCUUUCUUAGGUCUUCAACUGACCGUUAAUUAAAAUCUGUUACUUUUUCAAUUUUCUAUGUUAAAAUGCGCUGUAAAUAGUUUCAACGUAUAGAUAAAGAUGUCAUGGAAAAUGGUUUAAACAAAAUUCCUGAAUUUGC